GUGAAUUUACCAGUUCAGAUAAACAGCAUGCUAAAUGUUCAUCCUGCACUGUGAGCAUUAAUCUGCAGUCAGUAUGAUGGAUUAUUCUUUGAAACCUAAGGCCUAAAAUCUCAGACAAAAAAGACUAUAAAUAUUUUGAUAUGGAUUAAUAUAUGAGCUCAAACAAUCAAGCCUUAGAAAAAGAAUAUUUCUUUUAAUGUAAGUACAUUCAAAUAAUUUGGAGCUAUUUCAGAGUGGGAAGACAAUGGCCAACUUUUUUUCUUCAUUAUCUUCCAUUUUCAAGCAAAAAACAUUACAGUCACAGACACAUCUCCUGAAUAUUGACAGCUUAAACAAGGUGAAGAACAAAUGGGAGAAUUUAGGAAUGGAUGAGGGGAUGGGAAAAUGUUUCGAAGAAGUAAUGAAAAACUUUCCAAAUGAGCCUUCAUGGGUAAUGAAAAAUGCUCAGAUGGUUCUCAAGGGGGAUGAUGGGAAAGUGAUCUCUUUUGCUUCAGGAAACAAAGAAUGGAAAAUUAAUGUUUCUGCUGGAGAUUACAAGUACCAUGUGAAAGCUCCAUCAAAAUCUGCAUAUUUGGCCAGAUUACGCUCUCGGCAGCAACCCCUUAGCAUUGGAUAUUUGAAAAAAGUGCAAAAAGACUUGAAGAAAUUGGGGUCACUGACUCUGGCUGAGAAGAGUUGCUUUAACAUGGUCUUCCAAAGGUUCUCUACGAAAUCGCUUCAAAUACAAAAUAAUGCCCAGAUAAAAUUCAACUUUGACAUGGAUGGAGAAAAUGUGGAAUAUGUAUUCCUCUCAGGGAAUGGAGAUUACAAAAUGAACAUUACUUAUUCCAAUGGGCAACCUCAGUACCGUGAAUUACAUAUACGAUCAGGCAACAAACUAGAGAGUUUCUUGUGUUCCCUUCAGAUAUUGGAUGCUGAUAACUUGAGGGAAAUUCAAAGUGAAUUAGCCCAAUGGGAUUUGCUCAAUGACAACCUAAAUUCAUGUUUUAAUCACCUUGUGGAUAAAUUGCCUGAAUAUUCUAAGUUAAUUGAGGAGAAUCUCCAAAUUUAUUUCAGCUGCUAUGAGCAAAGCCUAUCUGUAAACUCCAAGUCUAAAGACUGGGAGAUCUUCGCACAGAGUAAUGAUGGAAAAGUAGAUUUUAACUUCAAAUUGCAUACUUGGAAUCUGUUUUCAAAGCAGAAUGAGGGCAAAACGCAGGAGCUCACUGUGAAAACACUGGAUGACACACGGGCACUAAUCCGAAAUCUGCGGGGAGCAUCUAAGCAUGUGCAACUAUUCAACAAAGCGCUAGAUAUAUUUCGUGAGGAAACAUCAUGUUUGCAAAAGAAUGCUUGCCUUGUCAUCGAGUGUGACCAAGGAGAGAUGGUUUUCAUCUCUGGCAAAGGGAAGAACAGAAUCGAUAUAUUCUACCAUGAAGAGGUCAUCCAUUGUAAGGUAUAUCGUACUGGGUUAGCGAAGAUACAGAUGUUCUUUCUGCGGUUAAUUACCGGUAAAUUCUUUCCAACGUUUGUUGAAAUUGCAGUCCCAAUAGCAACACGUAUGCUGCCAUUUCUUUUGUGAGGUCCUUUUCAUCGAGAUCAUUACUUGGGAUAAAGUGGUUUCAAUGAGGGUUAAAUAAAUUGUAUUGAACAG
Messenger RNA from Protobothrops mucrosquamatus (brown spotted pit viper), 1633 nucleotides. RefSeq lists its product as uncharacterized. The record is from RefSeq and is a predicted model, not a curated record. Lineage: Eukaryota; Metazoa; Chordata; Lepidosauria; Squamata; Viperidae. Bases 245 to 1561 code for a protein of 438 amino acids. The transcript has 2 exons.